UUCAGUUCACAAACACUACCUUCCAUGUUGGCGCUAUAGAAAGUGAGCGAAAAGCUUGAAGAUGAUGAAGAGGAAAAGAGAAGACCAAGAUUGUAUGGAUAUCGUAUGGCAAACACCUGCAAAUCCUCCGCUACCGCAAGACUACAUCUUCCGUAACGGAAUUCGAUACGUUAGACCUUACUACUUCGAAUUUAUCGCUCAUGUUAAAAAUCGAUGGGCGGGAAAAACUAUCGUAGAUUUGUUCGCUGAAGAAUUUAAAGGUCGACCUUAUGAUUAUUAUGUUAGUGCGGUGAAAUGUGGAAGAAUUCAAGUUGAUGGCGAAAUGGUGCCGGUUUCGUAUGUAGUUAAGUCAUCUCAAAAGAUAAGCCAUUUUUUACACAGGCAUGAACCACCUGUGAUGGCUUGUGAGGUUCCUAUUCUUUUAAAAGAACCGGAUGUGCUAACUGUUUGUAAGCCGGCAUCUGUCCCGGUUCAUCCAUGCGGUCAAUAUCGUAAGAACACUGUUGUUGGCAUUCUUCAAGCAGAGCAUGGGCUGGCUCCUGUGUUUCCUAUCCAUCGACUGGAUCGCCUUGUCUCAGGACUCCUUAUUAUGGCCAGAAAUGCUUCAAAAGCUGACAGUUUUAGGCAAGAGAUUGAAGCUGGCUUAGUCAAGAAACAGUAUAUUGCAAAAGUAGUUGGCGAGUUUCCGGAGAAUGAGCUAAUUGUUGAUGCCAAUAUAGACUAUAAUGCUCGAGAAGGAAGGAGCACAGCAGAGGUCAGAGACUCUGCAAAGGGGAAGGUCGCCUCUACAAAAUUUACUCGAAUUAGUUGCAACGGUACUCAUAGUAUUGUUUUAUGUGAACCAGUCAGUGGCCGCACUCAUCAGAUACGCGUUCAUUUACAGUAUUCUGGACACCCGAUAGCGAAUGACAUGCUGUACAUUUCAGAACAACCUGUUGAUCGAUCUAUUAGUGGAUCAGCUGCUGAUAGAUCAUCUCGCAUAUCAAAUGCUUCUUUAACAUCAAAUUUUGAUGAAAAUGUGCCCAAUGAAUGUCACGAAAACUCCAAUGAGGAUUUUGGUUUUGAUUCCAUGUGUACGAACUGUCCAAAUUUGGCACCAAAAGGAUAUGAUGGUGAUGAAGAAGGUUUGUGGCUACAUUGUAUGAAGUACUCCGGACCUGGAUGGACGUAUGAAUGCCCGUAUCCUGAUUGGGCGAAACUUUAGCUAGAUACAGCUAAUUUUUAUAGGGCCCUGCAAACAAAAAUACAACAACUCUUUAAAGAUGACCAUAUAUUUUGUUGGUCCACGUGUACUCAAUUUUGAUCAAACCAUAAACUUGAAUGCAUUGCAUUUGUUGAGAGGUAACGGGUGGAACACAGAAGCCAAGUUUUAUUAAGGAAUAUGUUGUAACAGGUGCCUACACUCUUAAAUUUAUUUAUCGACCAAUUUAUAAAACAGG
Messenger RNA from Trifolium pratense (red clover), 1439 nucleotides. Its product is annotated as RNA pseudouridine synthase 7. Lineage: Eukaryota; Viridiplantae; Streptophyta; Magnoliopsida; Fabales; Fabaceae. Gene Ontology annotation, molecular function: RNA binding; pseudouridine synthase activity. The transcript is spliced from 12 exons. The record is from RefSeq and is a predicted model, not a curated record. Gene Ontology annotation, biological process: pseudouridine synthesis. The coding region runs from base 62 to 1204 and encodes 380 amino acids.